Molecule: messenger RNA, 562 nt
Organism: Momordica charantia (bitter melon)
Lineage: Eukaryota; Viridiplantae; Streptophyta; Magnoliopsida; Cucurbitales; Cucurbitaceae
Product: F-box protein At1g67340
Molecular function (GO): protein binding
Source: RefSeq, a predicted model, not a curated record
ACCCCGUUGGAAUUCGUCUUUACCGAACGCACAGAGAAAUUAAAAGACGAACCAGAACGGUUACAUUUCCCAUACCAGAGAAGAGAAGAGAAGACGCCGCCGCCGCUUCCGAACUUCAAAAUCUGACUCUUACGCAUGUAACCAAGCCGGCCCCAUGAUUCCCUCCAAGAGGCCAAGAACAUGCCGGAAACCCGCCGCAGAUUCCGAUCUCUUCGAUGUCUUGCCGGACGAUCUCCUAAUUCACCUCCUCCGCCGCCUCGCCUCCUCCGCCUCCUCCCCUUCCGACCUCCUCAAUCUUCUGUUAACAUGCAAGAGGUUGAAUCGCCUGGCUCUUCAUCCUUUGGUGUUGUCUAAAGCCGGACCGAAAGCGUUUGCAGUUAAAACCGAAAACUGGUGCGAGUCCGCUCACCGAUUCCUCAAACGCUGCGUUGAAGCCGGCAACUCAGAAGCAAGUUACACGCUCGGAAUGAUCCGAUUUUAUUGCUUGAGAAAUCGAGGGAGUGGAGCUUCUUUAAUGGCGAAAGCAGCCAUCAAAUCUCACGCUCCGGCGCUCUACUCGCUC